Molecule: messenger RNA, 351 nt
Organism: Darwinula stevensoni
Lineage: Eukaryota; Metazoa; Arthropoda; Ostracoda; Podocopida; Darwinulidae
Source: the annotation of a GenBank genome assembly
AUGCGUCCCGCCACUUAUCCAUCCCUGCAAGGCAAAACCGCUUAUGUCACCGGAGGCGCCGGGGGUAUUGGCGAAGCUGUAACCGAAGCCUUUGCCAAAAAUGGCAGCCGGGUCGGGAUUCUCGAUCUGGAUGCCAACUCGGGCGAGGCAUUGGCGAAGAAACUCAAGGGUGCCGGAACAGAUGCGGCUUUUGUGCGCUGUGACCUGCGAAACAUCGAUGAUCUGAAAGCAGGACUUGAUUCGCUGAAAGCGGCACUCGGCACUGCGGACAUUCUCGUCAACAAUGCUGCCCAUGAUCAGCGCCAUGAUUGGAAAGACGUCACACCGGACUAUUGGGACGAACGCAUGGCG